This is a messenger RNA of Nilaparvata lugens (brown planthopper), 13222 nucleotides long. It is a transcript of the gene Dhc16F, whose product is annotated as dynein heavy chain 6, axonemal-like. The transcript is spliced from 72 exons. The record is from RefSeq and is a predicted model, not a curated record. Bases 647 to 12919 code for a protein of 4090 amino acids. Gene Ontology annotation, biological process: microtubule-based movement. Gene Ontology annotation, cellular component: dynein complex. Gene Ontology annotation, molecular function: dynein light intermediate chain binding; dynein intermediate chain binding; minus-end-directed microtubule motor activity. NCBI's taxonomy places the organism in Eukaryota, Metazoa, Arthropoda, Insecta, Hemiptera, Delphacidae.
GACGUUAUAUUGUGAAACCAUUGUCACAAGAAUCAAUCUAGGUAGAUCGAUGAAUAAUUUAUCUAUUUACUUUGAGAUGAAUGAGAGAAGCGAAAGACUUAAUCACGGUUAAAUUUAAUAAAGUGCGUUCAAAAAACUUGAAAGCAUGCUUGUAAUCUUCUAUAAUUUUUUCCAUGGCUAUAAACUUUUUAUCUAUGUUGUAAAUUUUACAUUAAUGAAGGAUUUUUAAGAAAAUCUACAUUCAUUGGUUUAUAUUGGAGCGGCUCAUGUUGAUUGAAUAAAUAUGGUAGCAAUCUGAUUUUUAUCCAAUCGACUUAAGUUAGCUGUUAUCCUUAUGAAUAUAGGAGGAGCUGUUCAGCUGUCGACUUGGACCAUUACCGUAUCUGUUGCUAGGGAAGUUGUUUUGACAACCAACUCCUCGUCUAGCUCUCUAUUUGAAUGAGAGUCUGACUGUCUUGUCUACGCUAUCACUUUCAAAUAUAAUGUGUUUACAUUCAUUGAAUGAAUAGAAGAGCAUAAUUUAAUUAAACACUAUGACAUUGAUGUAAAUGUGAACUGAGACUUGUUAUGUUUUAAUAAAAUAAAUAUAAAUGAAGUUUUCUCACUAAUAUUUCUACUUUUCUUGACUCAACUAUUUACAUUUAAAAUGUCGACAAGCAGCAAACGCUCCAAGUCAAGUAAAUAUGACAGUCCUAAUAAUGAACAGAAUUAUCAGCCUAGCUGGCUGGAUAAUAAAAGAAAGAAUUCAUCAACAUCCCAAUCUCAUCUUCAAUUUGAAACUCCACACAAACGAGCAAUGCAAGGAGGAAUUCUAUCAAAAGUUGAUGAUUAUCUUGCACCAUUGGAAGAUUUUGCUUGUAAUCAAAGAGCUAGGAUGAGCAAAGCUAGAGAAAUGGCAAAGACACCACAUGAUUUGAUUGAUUUCUUGGAAGCUGACCAAAAAUUAACAGAGUCCAGUUAUCCAAAUCGAGAGCUACCGUUAUUUUUUGAUUCUUCAGACGCCUUAUCAUCAACUAGAACUCAUAGAGAGGAACACAUUAAAAAACGUACUCCUCCACAGACUUGCAACCUCAAAGAAGUUAUCAAAGAUUUGCGAGAACGAGAUAUAGAAGGAUUCCACUAUUAUCUCAAGUAUUGUGUUCCAAGAAGCUCUGAAUUCUAUCAUCCAUAUUGUUUGAAAAUUGUGCCAUACACAGAGAUUGAUCAGAACAUGUUCAUGACAAUCAGUAGCCAUGGUGUUCUCAUCUAUGAGAACGGACAAAAGCAGUUUACAAAAUUGGAAAACUGGGAGCGUGAUUAUGACUAUUAUACCAAACUGACAAAGAUAAAGCUAUUCUCAACAUUCCCGAAAUGGAAAUGCUUCCACACGUGGUUCAAAAAUGUAACAAGAAACAAGUUCAUGAAAGCUCGAAAAGCGAUUUGUGAACAACUAUUUCUGUUGGAUCCAGUACUGCAGCAAGCGUCACUCACCAUUAAAUUACUUAUCGGUGACAUGUCUGAAUUCACUUUUAUGGACUCGUCCAGCAUUGAAAGGAAUCAACUGCAAGACUUUGUCAAUCUACAGUUGAAGAAAAAAGACGAAGUACUCCAAUGUUUAGCGAAAUUUCACACAGAAAUACGAAAAAUUCUAUACAAUGCAUGCAUCGACUAUCUUUGGUCACUAGGAUUCACACCAGAUGACAGCAAUCUAAGAGUUCCAUCUCAUCUUGUUGGCACGAUUGCCAUGAAAGGAGUAACGACAACAAAAGAUGGUAGAUAUCGAAUGUCAUACACCGAUAAAAUGAAUAAGCGGAAAGCUUGUGCAAAACUUGCUAGGUUCAUCACUCAGUGUGAUAUAAUGGUUCAGAAUCUAUUCUAUAAGAUCAUCUCCAACUCACUGAAACAUCUGCAUGCAUUGGUAAGAAGGCACAUGGCUCAUCUCCCUCAUCACAAUGUUUUUGAAGUGGAAGAUUCGUUGACUGUUCAUUUUGAACAAAAACGAGAAAAGCGACCCAAGUUUCCACUGUUCUAUUGCACUCUGGAUUCAACAACCGAUAAUUUAUACAUAAAGCCCGACGCUGAAGAGUUUGUGAGCACAUUUGAGAGUUUGAUGGACAUUUGGCAGAAAACUAUUCAAACCCUAAAAUCGUUUGUGGAUGAUGAAUUAUUCGACAAAUUCACAGAGCCUACAAUCUGCGACGAACAAGAAGAAAGGCUUAUUGGAAAUGGAAUAUCAUUGUCAUUCAUAUUGGAAGGAGACUCCGUAGCUCAUAAAUUCAAAAAUGAAACCAUUCAUAAUAUAAAUGUGAAUAUGGACUUUGUUCACAAAUACAUACAGCGCUUCAAUGGCCUCAGGGAUAAUUAUAAAACUAAUGAGGAGUUGGAUUGCAGGCUUAUAACCGAUCAAAAAGUUUUGGAAUCAUUUCGGAAUCUCUUGUCCCUUUAUAAAAGUGAAAUAAAGUCUAUUGAGUGCGUCAUCGAGAUUCAAUGCAUUGGACUGAUUGAAUUGAUAAUUACUGACUUCAAAAAGAAAAUUCUUCCCUCAUCCAUAAGAUUACUAGAACUCACAGAGGUUUCUCUUCCAAGACUUGGAAAGGAAUUGAUUGAUGCCUUAUUAGCCGAGGGACAGGAUGCUGCAAUGUAUCUUGAGAUCGAACCAAGGACUACUCAGGACUUUGUCGAAUAUCUAAGUUUUUUGGAGAAGGUCUCGUUGAGGGUUGAACAAAUGGAAAACGAAUUGGAAUAUUGCAGGGAAUUGUAUGAUAUUAUUGAAGAGUAUGAAGUACCAUGUGCUCCGGAAGAGAUUGAAAAUUGUAAUACGUUUGGAAGUGUACUGAGCAAUCUGCACAAUCUAGUUGCAAAAAUAAUUGAAGAUCGUGAGAAAAUUAUUUCCAAAUUCAAUGACCAGAUGAACAGAGACAUAAGCAACCUGAGUGAAGAGGUUGAUCAUAUCAGAAAUGAAGCCUUGCAACCUUGGCUAAUUGACAUAAAUUCAAACCCAGAAGACGCGAAAUCAGCUCUAACCAGUCUUAUAGAGCAGCUGACUGAGUGCCAGAAGAGUGCUAAUGAAUACAGAGCUCAUCAGAAAGCAUUCAAGGUUGAAGUAACACGAUUUGAUCGUUUGGAUGAGGCCAUGAAUGAUGUCAAGUUGAGACUUCUUCUAUGGGAAAGCCUUGAAGGCUGGGGAAAUUAUGUCAAUGAAUGGACCUACAAUGAUUUUGACACUCUCAAUCCGGAGGAUAUGAAUCAAGCUACGGCGAAAUUCCUGAAAAAUUGCUUACAAUUUGAAAGAGGCUUGCCGACCAAUUUGAUUGUGUCAAAAUUGAAGGAGAGCGUUGAACUCAUGAAAGAUAAGCUUCCAAUCAUCACUUCAUUGAGAAAUCCCAACAUGAAGCCUCGGCAUUGGUUGAAAGUUGAAGAAAUUUUGAACUACAAGUUUUCGCCUGGUGAGAAGAAAACACUUAAACUAUUGGAAGAUAUCGGAGCAUUUUUGUCUGCGCAAGAACUCCAAGAAAUAUCAGGUCAAGCCAGCUCUGAAGCUAGCCUUGAAGCUUUGUUAAAAAAGGUUGAAGAUGCAUGGAACUCAUUGGAAUUCAGUGUGUUGCCUCACCGAGAUUCGAAACAAGUGUUCAUACUUGCUGGACUGGAGGAGGUUCAGGCGGCGCUUGAUGAGAGCAACAUCAAUAUAAUGACAAUUGCCAGCUCGCGACAUGUGGGGCCCAUAAAGACACGAGUCGAUGGAUGGUCCAGCAAACUCGAUCUUUUCGCAAGAACUUUGGAUGAGUGGUUGACUUGUCAAACAAACUGGCUCUAUCUUGAGUCGAUAUUUUCUGCGCCCGACAUCCAACGUCAGCUUCCUUAUGAAUCGAAACUUUUCAUGGCUGUUGACCGAUCGUGGAAGGAAAUUAUGCGCCGAACAGCCAAGAAUCCAUUAGCGAUGCCUGCUUGCACAUAUCCAGGAUUGUUGGAAACGUUCCAGAAUAAUAACAGUUUACUGGAUCAAAUCAUGAAAUGUCUAGAAGCUUACUUGGAAACAAAGCGAGUUGUAUUCCCUCGUUUUUAUUUCUUGUCUAAUGAUGAACUUAUUGAAAUUCUUGCUCAGACAAGAAACCCGUUCGCCGUACAACCACAUUUGAGAAAAUGUUUCGAUGCAAUAGCCAAAUUGGAGUUUGGAGUGAAAAGCCUUGAAGGUAAUGCAGAAGAAGCAGCCACUGAAAUGGUCAAGUCAACUGAAUACACCACUGAUAUCAUUGCUAUGAUCUCACCAGAGGGUGAGAGGGUUUCACUUGGAAAGGGAUUGAAAGCAAGAGGCAAUGUUGAAGAUUGGCUUGGCAAAGUAGAACAAUCCAUGUUCAGCUCGCUUCAUAAACAGAUGAAAGAGUCAUUGGAUGACUUCAAGGAGAAGAAGAGAUCUGAAUGGGUUCUGUUACAUCCUUCUCAGAUUGUAUUGACUAUUUCGCAAGCCAUGUGGUGUAGAGAUGUUCAAGAAAUAUUUACUACAAAUAACAAUGGAACUAGUAUUGAUAUGAAACUGGAAGCAUUCGAGAAAAAAUGUUACAAAGAUUUGAACCAAUUGGCGGCAAUGGUGCGCGGAGAUUUGGAUCGAUUGAAGAGGAUGAUACUGUGUUCGCUCAUCACCAUAGACGUACAUGCAAGGGACAUUAUAACGUCAAUGGUUCACAAUAAAGUGAGAUCAAGCGAUAAUUUCGAAUGGCAGAAGCAACUGCGCUACUACUGGGAAACAGACAUCAACAACUGUGUGGCUCGCAUGUCGAACGCGCGCUACGUGUAUGGCUUCGAGUACCUGGGUGCGUCGCCGCGUCUGGUCAUCACUCCCCUCACCGACAAGUGCUACCUCUGCCUGAUGGGUGCUCUCCAGCUCGAUCUUGGGGGAGCACCCGCGGGUCCGGCUGGCACUGGGAAAACUGAAACAACAAAGGAUCUGGCUAAAUCGCUAGCAAUCCAGUGUGUUGUCUUCAAUUGUUCGGAAGGUUUAGAUUACAAGAUGAUGGGCAGAUUCUUUAGUGGGUUGGCGCAGUCGGGUGCCUGGUGCUGUUUCGACGAAUUCAACAGAAUCGACAUCGAAGUGUUGUCAGUCAUCGCUCAACAGCUCAUCACUAUUAGAAACGCCAAAGUAGCCAAAGCAUCAAGAUUCAUGUUUGAAGGUCGAGAAAUCAAAUUAGUGAUGACUUGCGCGGCUUUCAUCACGAUGAACCCAGGAUAUGCUGGACGAACAGAACUGCCCGACAAUCUCAAGUCAUUAUUCCGUCCUAUGGCCAUGAUGGUGCCUGAUUACGGAUUAAUUGCGGAAGUGAUACUGUACUCUGAAGGAUUCGAAUCAUCUAAGGCUUUAUCGAAGAAGAUGGUCAAUAUGUAUAAACUAUGCAGUGAACAACUUUCACAGCAGGAUCAUUAUGAUUUCGGAAUGAGGGCACUUAAAAGUGUAUUAGUGAUGGCUGGUUCUCUGAAAAGAGAAAAUCCGGAUAUCAGUGAAGAUUUAGUGCUAAUUAGAGCACUCAGAGACAGUAAUCUGCCAAAAUUCUUGAGCGAUGAUGCCAUACUAUUCCACGGAAUCAUGAACGAUCUCUUCCCAGGUUCUGUUCUUCCGGAACAGGACUAUGGCGCUCUGCUUGAAGCAAUUGAAGAAGUGCUAGUGAACAACUCUCUACAGCCUGAAGCCUGUUCCACUGCAAAGGCCAUUCAGCUGUAUGAGACUAUGAUUGUUAGACAUGGUGUGAUGACUGUUGGUCCUACGGGAGGUGGCAAGACAACUGUACUCAAUGCUUUGAAAUGGGCUCUGACAAGACUACAUGAGAAAGGAGUUGAAGGACCCUAUUACCGGCCAGUCAAUACUUAUACGAUGAAUCCGAAAGCUGUUACUAUGGGAGAGCUUUAUGGUGAAGUCAAUCCUCUGACAUUGGAAUGGAAAGACGGCUUACUGGGCAUUUUUGUUAGACUCUCUGUUCAGUGCGAUGAAGAAAUUCAUCAAUGGGUGAUAUGUGACGGACCAGUUGAUGCUGUUUGGAUAGAGAAUAUGAACACAGUUCUGGAUGAUAACAAAAUGUUAUGCUUGGCCAAUUCCGAAAGAAUAAAGCUGACUCCGUGGGUCCACAUGCUAUUCGAAGUGCAGGAUCUUGCACAAGCAUCCCCAGCCACAGUGAGCAGAUGUGGCAUGGUUUACAUAGACCCCUGUGAGUUGAGGUGGAUGCCCUAUGUCAAGACCUGGCUUAAGUUGUUGACAAACACUUUUCCCAUGAUCGGUGAAUUCAAUCAUUACAUCGUUGGUUUGUUUGAAGCGUAUGUCGAUGAUGCCUUAACUUUUGUGAACAAGUCAUGUCAGUAUGCUAUUCAUCAGGUUGACAUCAGUAAAAUAACAAUGAUCUGCAGUAUGAUGCAAAGCCUAGUGACGGAGCCAGGUGUAUGGGACAAGUCGCUGGACAAGAGCCGACUCAAAACAAUCAUCGUGCAAAUAUUUCUCUUCUCUUUUAUCUGGUCAAUUGGCGGCAAUCUUCUCGACGACUCUCAACAGAAGUUCGAUGAAUACGCUUCCUCUCAAUUUGAGGACAACUCCGAUUUAAAUUUACCGCCUGGUGGAGGCUAUUGGCAGCUUUAUUUCAAUACAAAGAGUCGCUCUCUAGAACCAUGGGUUAGAAUAGUGGCGCCUUUCGUCUACAACUCAGAAACUCCCUUCUUCGAAAUGCUUGUGCCUACUGUUGAUACAGUCUGCUACGGCUUUAUAAUGGAGAAAUUACUUUCCGUCGAUCACCCCGUCCUUUAUACUGGAUACACAGGUGUCGGAAAAUCCGUAAUCGCCAAAGCAGUGCUGAACAGAAUGUUCGAUAGUGGAAAAUGGGUUACGGCAGCGUUGAAUUUCUCUGCCCAAACCAGCUCUCUGAGAACGCAGGAAAUGCUUGAGAACAAACUUGAAAGGAAGAAACGAACACUGCUCGGAGCACCUGUUGGCAAAAAGGUGGCCAUUUUUGUGGAUGAUGUCAACAUGCCCAAGCUAGAAACGUACGGUGCUCAAGCUCCCAUUGAACUCUUACGGCAAUUGCUGGACUUGAAAGGCCUGUACGACAGAGAGAAGCUGUUCUGGAAGGACAUUGAGGAGGUGGUGAUUUGUGCAGCGUGUGCUCCGCCCGGCGGAGGUCGCAAUCCACUAACUCCUCGCUUCGUCAGACAUUUUGCCAUGCUGCUCGUUCGCUCGCCAGAUGAGAAUAAUCUGAAAGUCAUAUUCCGGUCUAUACUGAGGGGCUUCUUUGAAGAUUUCUCUCGGCCAAUAACCGAAUCAGCCGACAGCAUUGUGAAUGCCGCCAUUGAGAUCUACCGCAGAAUAGCCGAGGAUCUGCUUCCAACUCCAGCCAAGUCGCAUUACAUUUUCAAUUUGCGUGACCUUUCAAAAUGCAUUCAAGGAGUCCUCCAAGCUGAUUCUGGAAUUAUAAGGGAGGUGGCUGAAAUUCAAAGAUUAUUCUAUCAUGAGUGUUUGCGAGUGUAUCAUGACAGACUGGUCAAUCAAGAAGACAAAAGCUAUUUUUACAAGAUGAUGACUGAAAUCUGCCAGAGAAGUCUGGGUACUCCCGUUUUGAAAGUCACCAGCCAAGAUCUGAUCAAAGAUCCGCCCGUUCUUCUGUUUGGAGAUUUCCUGAAAACGGUUUCCUCUGAAGAUCGUGUGUAUGAGGAGAUUAAAAAUAUCGAUAAACUGAAAAAUGUAUUACAGGAAACCCUGAUGGAUUACAAUUUGACUACUUCAAAAGAAAUGAAAGUGAUUUUCUUCAUGGAUGCAAUUGAGCACUGCAUUAGGGUGGCCAGAAUUUUGAGGUCGGAAAGAGGCAACGGUUUAUUGGUGGGAGUUGGUGGGAUGGGCAAACAGAGCAUCACUCGGCUUGCAUCUCAUAUCAAUGGUUACAAAUGUUUUCAAAUAGAGUUGACACGCACUUAUGACUACAACUCAUUCCAUGAGGAUCUCAGAAAUCUGUAUAAUCAUGCGGGAGUGCUCAAAGAGAAUACUGUAUUCCUAUUUGUUGAUACGCAAAUUAUUAUGGAGGAAUUCCUAGAGGAUAUCAAUAACAUUUUGAAUUCAGGAGAGGUUCCCAAUUUGUUUGAGGCGGAUGAGCUGGAAAAGGUGAUUUGUGCAUGUCGCCCGGCCGCCAAAGGCGCCGGCAUCGCUGAAAACAAUCGAGAUGGCAUAUUCGACUAUUUCAUAUCGAGAGUCAGAAGCAAACUUCAUCUAGUUAUCACUAUGAGUCCCAUAGGUGAAGAUUUCAGACGAAGAUGCAGAAUGUUUCCGUCUCUGGUGAAUUGUUGUACAAUUGAUUGGUUCGUGAAUUGGCCGGAAGAGGCUCUGAUGUCGGUUGCAGUUGAUGCUCUUCAACCAUUGAAUGAUGAAAACCUGAUCAGUAGCAUGUCUACAAUGUGCUACACUAUACAUUCGAGCGUUGAAAAAAUGACAGAUCGAUUCUUCAAUGAAAUGAGACGUCAUUAUUAUGUGACACCUAGCAGCUAUUUGGAACUCAUCAAACUCUAUCUAUCAUUACUGCAGAAAAAGCGAGAAGAAAAGAGAAAAAUGAGGGAACGAAUACAAAAUGGUUUACAGAAAUUGUACGAAACAAACGAAUUGGUGAUAAAAAUGCAACAUCAAAUCAAAGAAAUGGCACCGCAGUUGAGAGAGAAGUCUGAAGCGACAGUGAAACUGAUGUCUUACCUGGUCAAAGAGAAGUCAGCCGCUGAUGACGUUCGCAAAGUUGUCACCGAAGAGGAAGCUAUAGUCAAAGAAAAAGCGGCUGAAACUCAAGCUCUGGCUGAUGACGCUCAACGAGACCUGGACAUGGCUUUGCCGGCAAUGGAAGCUGCCUCGAAAGCACUCGAAUCCCUCAACAAGAAUGACAUCAAUGAGCUCAGAGUCUUCAAUAAACCUCCAAAUCUCGUCAAGUUUGUUAUGGAAGCAGUGUGCCUUCUACUUGGCCAAAAAGGAGAUUGGCAAACAUCAAAAGUUGUGCUUGGCGAUAUGAAUUUUCUAAAAAAGUUACAAGAGUACGACAAGGAUCAUAUACCUGAUAGUAUGUUGAAAAAACUGAAAGAUUACGUAGAUCACCCAGAGUUCGUUCCUGAUUUGGUGGCAACACAGUCGAAAGUGUGCAAGUCUAUGUGCAUGUGGGUGCGUGCCAUUGACACCUAUGCCAAGGUCUACAGAGUUGUCGAGCCCAAGAGAAAAAAGGUGGAGGCAGCCGAAAAGGAGCUGAACCAGGUUGUGAGCGUGCUGAAGCAGAAGCAGCAGAUGUUGGCAGAGGUAGAGGCGCAGAUUGGGCGACUAGAAUCGCAGUACGACGCGUCGGUCGCAGAGAAGGCCGAACUGGAGGCCGCCAUGGACCAAUGCAACGCCAGGCUCGGCCGCGCCGGGCACCUCACGCUGGCGCUCGGCGACGAACAGAUUCGAUGGGAGCACACUGUUCAAAUGCUUGGAGACGAAAUAUACCAUCUAACUGGAGAUGUCCUAAUUGGUGCAGCAUGUGUAGCUUACGUGGGCGCUUUCACAAGUGAAUACAGAGAAGAACUAAUAGAGUACUGGGUCAAAGUACUUGCUGACCUGAAAAUACCAGCGUCUGAGAAAUUCAGUUUGAUCAAUGUUUUGGCUGAUCCUUAUGAUAUAAGAAUGUGGAUAUCGUUCGGUUUGCCAAGAGACAGUGUCUCCACUGAGAACGCCAUUCUGGUCACUCAAGCUGGCAGGUGGCCGCUCUUGAUAGAUCCUCAAGAACAGGCCAACAGAUGGAUACGAAAUAUGGAAUCAGAGAAUGAUCUAAAAGUUAUCAAACUCACUGAUAAGAAUUUCCUUAGGGUGUUGGAAAGCGCGAUUCGCGUUGGAUAUCCCGUUCUGUUGGAGGAAGUUGGUGAAACGUUAGAUCCAAUCCUAGGACCCAUAUUGCUGAAGCAGCUUUUUCUCGUGAACGGGCAACCAAUGAUUCGACUGGGUGACUCGGAUGUGGAAUAUGACAGAAAUUUCCGGCUUUAUGUGACCACUAAAUUGGCAAAUCCACACUACUUGCCUGAAGUGUGCAUCAAAGUCACUUUGGUCAAUUUCACUGUCACUCCAUCAGGCGUUGAAGAUCAGCUGCUAGCAGACGUUGUUCGAUUAGAGAGGCCAGAUCUUGAGAAGCAGAGGAACGAACUAAUAAUUAGAAUCAAUAACGAUAAAGGCCAACUAAAAAGCAUAGAAGACAAGAUUUUAAAACUUCUGUUUGCUUCCAAAGGAAAUAUUCUCGAUGAUGAGGAACUAAUUGAAACGCUGAAUGAGAGCAAGGAAACAUCGAAUUAUAUAGCGACCAGAUUGGUUGAGGCUGAGCAAACGGAAGGCAGCAUUUCUGUUGCCAGAGAAAAGUAUCGAAGUGUGGCUUCGCGAGGUGCCUGCCUCUACUCAGUUGUUAGUACCCUCGCCGACAUUGACCCCAUGUACCAGUUCUCUCUCAAAUAUUUCACAUUGAUAUUCAAUCAAGUUAUUGAAAGUAGCAAGAAAUCAAGCCAACUGAAAGAGAGACUGCAAAUACUACUGGACCAGAUAACGCUUUCCGUUUACACGAAUGUCUCAAGAGGCCUGUUUGAGAGACACAAACUGAUUUUCAGCUUUCUCUUGUGUGUGAAUAUAUUCAGAGAAGCCGGAGACAUUUCAAUCGCCGAAUGGAACUUUCUCAUAAGAGGUCCUGUUGCUAGUAAAAUUCAUAUACCAAAGAAGCCAGAUCUGCCUACAUUGUCGGAAGCUAGUUGGUUCGCUGUAAAUUACCUAUCGACAACAUUUGAAGGUUUUGAAACAUUGCCAAGUGAUUGCAUCUCCUCAAAAAUUGUGAUUAGCUUUGGAGAUUUCUCAGAGACUAUCAGCAUUGACAAUUCAAAAGCAGAAGAAAGCAGAACCAAUUGGAGCAAUAAAUUGAAUCUGUUCCAAAAGUUGAUGGUGCUUAGAUCACUGAAAGAAGAAAAGUUGGUAUUUGCUAUCACUGAAUAUGUCAAACUACAAAUGGGCCAAGAUUUUGUCGAAAGUCCUCUGGUUAACCUCCAUGUGCUAUACAAGGACACGUCGAACAUCACACCGUUGGUGUUUGUGCUGAGUACAGGCUCGGAUCCCGUGGCAGGUUUCCUGCGAUUCGCGGCUGAAGCGGGUGCUUCCGAGAGAAUCCAGUCGAUCUCGCUGGGUCAGGGCCAGGGACCCAUAGCCGAGAAAAUGAUCCAGUCUGGAGUCAAAAAUGGAGAAUGGGUUUUCCUACAGAACUGUCACCUGGCGUCGUCUUGGAUGCUGUCGAUGGAGCGCAUUGUGAUUGGCCUAAUACAGAAUGCACGCGAAGUGCACAACGACUUCCGUCUGUUCCUCAGUUCGAUGCCGACCAACAAAUUCCCAAUCUCUGUGCUGCAGAACUCGGUCAAGGUCACUAACGAGCCGCCGCGUGGACUGCGCUCCAACGUCAAACGUGCUUUCAUCGACUUGCAACAAGAUUAUUUCCAUGACCACCCACUCCAAGAGAGUUGGCGCAAGAUGAUUUUUGGAAUAUGCUUCUUCCACGGUGUGAUUCAAGAAAGAAAGAAGUUUGGUCCCCUCGGCUGGAAUAUUUCGUACGAGUUCAAUGAUAGUGAUCGCGAAUGUGCCUUGCUCAAUCUGCAAUUGUUUUGCAGUGAUCACUAUGUCAUACCAUGGGAUGCCUUGGAGUAUACUACAGGAGAGAUCACUUAUGGUGGAAGAGUAACUGAUUACUGGGAUCAGAGAACUUUGAAAACUAUUCUCAAGUUUUUCUUCUCUCCAACAAUUUUAGAGCCUGAUUACAAGUAUUCGAAAUCAGGAACCUACUAUUGUCCAGAAAGUGAUGAAUGCAAUACACUUGAAAGCUACCGGACCUUUAUUGAACAACUUCCCAUCAUUGAAGAGCCUGAAAUUUUUGGAAUGCAUGAGAAUGCAAAUAUUUCAUUUCAAGCGAAAGAAACUCAAACAGUUCUAUCGAUGAUAUUGUCAGUGCAAUCCAAGGAGGCAGUGUCCCUUGCAGGGAAGUCCAAUGACGAUAUGGUGUAUGAGUUAGCUGAAACUCUGGCUGGUAAACUGAUUAUAAAAAUUGAAGAAGAAGAUGCUCAUCCCCAUGUUAUGAGACGUGACUCACAGGCGAGAUUGGCACCGCUGACCACGGUUUUGAAACAAGAGAUUGAAAGAUUCAACAGCCUCCUAAAAGUUAUUCAUAGAUCACUUUCUGAGUUGAAGAAAGCUAUCAAAGGAUUUGUUGUCAUGAAUGAUGCUUUGGAAGGGAUGCAUAUUUCUUUUUUGAACAAUCAGGUUCCUGAAAUGUGGGCAAGGAAAGCAUAUCCAUCGCUGAAAAGUUUAAGCUCUUGGAUUCAUGAUUUGGAGCUUCGGCUGGAUUUCAUAACUACUUGGUUGAAGUUUGGACCUCCACCGUCGUUCUGGUUGCCUGGCUUCUUUUUCCCACAAGGCUUCAUGACAGGUUGCCUUCAGACUCACGCUCGAAAAAACAAUUUUCCAAUUGAUCAGCUGAUAGUCGACUUUACUGUGUGUCCAAUUUUUAUUGAUCAAGAAGAAAUAAAACUUGCUCAUGAUGAAUCCAAUGCGGAGGUAACAGAAGCUUAUGGAAAUGUGCAUGUGCCAGAGGAAGGCCAACUGGUGCAUGGAUUGUUCAUUGAUGCAGGUCGAUUCGAUGUUGAAAAAAUGCUGCUUGUUGAUCCGAAGCCAGGUGAACUGAAUCCAUUGCUGCCAUGUAUGCACUUGAUCCCUGUAACUGAAUUGAAAAACACAGAAUCUCGAUACGUGGCACCAUUAUACAAAACAGCGACGCGCGCAGGUGUGCUGAGUACGACAGGCCACAGCACCAACUUUGUAGUGCCUGUCCUACUCCCCACUGACAAGCCUCACAGCUAUUGGAUCAUGAGGGGCACUGCUCUCCUUACUGGUAUUGCCCAGUAGAAGCUAUUGCAAAUGGCUGUGAUUCUCCUGCGAAAACUGCAGUUUCAUAAUGGAAAUCAUUUUGUGUAUUUUCUGAAAUGUUCUCUCUGCUGUCAUUAUUUUUAUAAUUCUUUCAUUUUUUGGAAAGUUGGUUAUAUUAGGUGGAUUUUUGAAAUAUCAAAUUCUUUUUCAUAUGUGUUUAUUAUUUAUAUCUACAUUAUUGCUGUAACUUUUGCAAAUAAUUAUUUGAACUGGUAAAACCAUGUAUCAGUGUUGCAGUUAUUUAUACUAUAUAUAUUAUAUUAUAUAAAUAAAACUUUUAUA